Porites lobata is the source of this 3229-nucleotide messenger RNA. The record is from the annotation of a GenBank genome assembly. NCBI's taxonomy places the organism in Eukaryota, Metazoa, Cnidaria, Anthozoa, Scleractinia, Poritidae.
ACAAAUCGUGUUCUAAAGGCCAUCGAGUUAAGCAAAGAACAGUUGUUUCUUCUUGACCACAAGUCACUGAAAAAUGCUGAAAAGGAGCUUGUCGUUAUCCAUAAGCUAAAAGCAUAUACAUAUAUAUUCUUAGGGUACUCUUGUACCAAUCAGACUAGGCUUGAAAUCGAUUAUGGCAGAAAGCUUCUGGACUUAACACGAGAGAAUAACUUGCGAGAAGUAGAAGGAGUGGUAAGCUUCGCACUAGCGAAACAGUACGCGGAUGACCCGCGUCACGUUAAUGAAGCAAAAGAGUUGUGUUUAAAAGCACUUAGCAUCGCGACAGAAACUGGACGAAAAGAAAAUGAAAGCGAUUGCUAUGCUAUGCUACUAGUUAUCUUUAUUCACUUCGGUGAACAUUUCACGGCUAAAGAAUAUGGCGAAAAAGCAAUUGCAAUCGCCCAAAAAAUUGGCAAGAAGACACGCACAGAAUUUAUGUGCUAUGAUCUCCUUGGAGAAAUCUCUCGUGUAAACGGAGAAUACGUCAAGGCUAAGGAAUAUAAAGAAAAAGCACUUGAAAUCGCCCAAGAAAUCGGUGAUAGGAAACUUGAAGCACCAUGCUACGCAAGCAUAGCGAGAAUAUUGUUGUCGGGGAAUGAUCAUGAAUAUGUCAAGGCUAAAGAAUUUCAAGAAAAAGCGCUUGCAAUCGCUCAAGAAAUCGGCGACAAGGAAACAGAAGCCAAAUGCUAUGUGCUGCUGGGAGCACUUUCUCUCAUUCGCGGGGUUCCCGGUUGGGACAUUGUCAAGGCUAAACACUAUCUUGAAAGAGCGCUAGUGUUGAGAAGAGAGACUGGGAGUAAGAAAGGGGAGGCAGACAUUCACAUAUAUAUUUCAGGAAUUUGCCUUUUGGAAGGCAACUUCCCAGAGGCUAAAUUACAUUGUUUAGCCAGCAUUAAACAAGGAGAGCUUUUUCGAAGUUUUCUGAACGGUGACGACCAAAUAGCGUAUUUUGACAGCAUCAGUAGUGUCUUCCAAUUUAUCAGUUAUAUGCUUUGCUUUUCUGGGAAUCCUCAUGAAGGUCUUUAUACAGAGGAGAUUGGACGAGCCAGAGCCCUGGAAGACUUAAUGUCAGCCCAGUACUCUAUAGAAAACGAAAUCCCAGUCAGUCCAGAGACAUGGGUUGGUAUUGAAAAGAUCAUGAAGAAAGAAAGCAAUUGUGUUUGUCUUUACAUUUCAUACUUUAAACACAUUAUAACUUUGCUUGUUGUUAAGGCGGACAACCAAGUAAUCGCAAAGCAAGUGGACAUCACUGACUAUUUUGCUGGGAAAGGAUCAGAAAGCAGAGUGGAUGAUUUUUUUUGCAGCGACAUUUACAGAAAGGUACGUUGCUUAGCUCCAGAGCUGUGCGAAGAUCGAUCCUGGUUUUCUUCAAAUGUUCAGCAGGAGCGAAAGGGCGAGCCAUCUCAAGGAAAUAGUCCCACUGCGGCCCGCCUUUGUUCAGAAGAGGAUGAAAACACAGACGACCAACAGCCCAUCCUAACUCUUGCUGAUGGUUACAAAAUGAUCAUGGCUCCUGUAGCCCACGAGUUUGAUAAACCCGAAAUCAUCAUUGUUCCUUAUCGUUCGUUUUUCAAAGUUCCAUUUGCAGCCUUAAAGGACGAAAGAGGAAGGUGUUUAUCACAGUCUUUCAGGAUCCGCAUUGCUCCCUCAUUGACGACUCUCCAGCUCAUUCAGGACAGUCCAUCAGACUAUCACAGCCAGACUGGUGCACUGAUAGUGGGAGACCCUGAUGUUGGUGAGGUCCUUUACAAGGAAAAUCUUCACCGGAUAAAGAGACUGCCUUUUGCAGGUGAGGAAGCAAAGAUGGUUGGAGAACUUAUCGGUACUCAACCUUUGCUGGGGAAACAAGCAACAAAGCAGAUGGUUCUGCAAAGAAUAAACUCAGUGUCUUUGAUACACUUUGCUUGUCACGGUGACGCUGAGAGGGGCGAAAUUAUCCUUGCCUCUCCACCCCUCACUGAUAGGAAACCUAACGAAAAAGACUACUUACUUACGAUGGGUGAAAUUUCCAAAGUUCGACUGCGAGCCAAACUGGUGGUCCUUAGUUGUUGCCACAGCGCACAAGGACAGAUAAGUUCAGAGGGAGUGGUUGGAAUUGCUCGAGCCUUUUUAGGAUCCGGCGCACGGUCAGUGUUGGUGGCAUUGUGGGCCAUACAAGACGAAGCAACAAAGCGGUUCAUGAGUUGUUUCUACAAGCACCUUGUUCGCGGGGAAAGUGCUAGUGAAUCUCUUCACCAGGCCAUGAAGUGGAUGAGAGAAAACAAAUUCUCUGAUGUGGAGCAGUGGGCGCCAUUUAUGCUGGUUGGAGAUAAUGUGACACUGGAUUUUCAAAAGUUAAGGUUAGUUGCUGAAAUGUACGGUGACAUCACUGGGUUUAAGUUAAUGAUGGACAAUGCAUUCCCGGCUUAUCGAGGUAUCAACUUAAUAUGGGUAAAGAGGUUAGUUUCUACAGAAACUUUGGCGCUGCAUUGGCCGGGUUCGGGAGGAAGGUGGUGAAACACAAAAAUGUGGUUUUAUCAAACGUGCCCUUCCUUCGUAGCUUUUAGCUCCAACAAAAUUAAAAGUCAGGCGUAAGAUGCGGUUCGAAUGAUACAUGUUUAUUGUAGAGGGGGAGCUUGAAUCUUUUGGUCAAAACAAACACACGAAGUCAAUGACGACUGUAUUACACUUGCAAUUUACAACAAUGAUUUCCGAAGCUCUUCCGUAUUGUAAGAGAAAAGGACUCAGAGAAAAUUGACCGGAAGUUAAUCAUUCUUCUCCGUACCUCAUUUUCACGUGAUUUGUUGAAAUCGAGCGCUGCGAGCUGAGAAAACAAUUAAGUAUAAUACAUAUAAAGAAGAAGUGUCCAUCAUUAUAUUUUGGAAUUUAGGAUGCUAAGACUGAAAGCCCUUGUGCACAGAAAUGUUAUUAAAUUGUCAAGAAAAGAGGAAUAUGUUGUUAAAAUAAGGGAGGGCGUGUUCGAAUUAGAAAGAUCAUCAUCAUCAUCAUUAUUAUUUUUACCAUUAUCAUUAUUACUGUUUUUGUUUUCUUUCUUUCAGAGCUGCAAUUCAUGAAUCGCAACUCAAUUUCAGGUAGCCAAGUACAAGAAAUGAUAGAACUGGAUGGGAACUUCUUAAGCCAUCAGUCGAUACCACGAACACUUGAGCAUGAUGAUAAGCGAAACAAGCGAACACCCAAACUGACAAUAUAA